Molecule: messenger RNA, 255 nt
Organism: Ectocarpus sp. CCAP 1310/34
Lineage: Eukaryota; Phaeophyceae; Ectocarpales; Ectocarpaceae
Source: the annotation of a GenBank genome assembly
AUGUUCAACACUUCAAUGAGCUCGUUCGUGCCGCGUGACCGUAGAGUGGGGGUCGGGAAGAUCGUCACCUUGUGGCCCUACGUAGACUACGCAAAGAAGCAGCAGGUUGGUCUCAGUGCAUGCGGCCUUGGCAAGCAAUACGCACUUUUAGGAUUUCUGACCAACUGGCACUCGUGCUUCUGCGGCAAUUCGACGUCAAAGUACUUCGGCGCUCCCACCCCAAGGCUGCAAAGCUACCUUCAGGGUCAGGGGUAA